GCAGGUGUUUUCGCGGAAGACGGUGAAUGUGUGCAAAGAAAAUUUCAUAUUGACUGAAAGAAACUUCUGCUGAAAAAAAAGUGGUUCGAAAAAAUUUCACACGCCCCGAAGUGAGAACGAAGCACGUUGAACCUGAGCUCCACAACAACACUUGCAUCCAUCAUCCACAUCUCUCUCGCUCUCUCAUCCUUGUCGCCCUAUACAAAUAUAAAAAUACUGUAUAUGCAUAAGAGGCUGUCCAAGCAACAACGAAAGGGAAAAAAGAGCAAAAGAGAGCAGAUAGAGAGAGCAUCGUCAUCGUUGGCGCAGGCGUCACAGCUAUACACAAAAAGCUCUACACGAGCCUCGUCGUCGUCGUCGCACUCAUGCAAAAGAGCGCAAUAAAAACACAGAGCCAGGUUCGCGAAAGCCGCAGCAGCAGCAGCAGCUGAGAAUAGAGCACAAAGCUCGUUUAUUUUUUCCCCUUCUCGGUGCUGCACAGCAUAGAGACAGAUCAUAUAGAGAAGACCGUCAUGUCGUCUUCCGGAGUCGACGGUUCGGAGUCUGCGUUGUUGUCCGCAGCUGGGUAUCUCACCACUGCUGCGCAGGAGGUUCUCUCGACAGUGUCGACUACCGUGUCGACACCGACACUGGGUUCAGUGUGGGACGAUGGCUCGCAACGACGGGUCUGGCCUGAAUCCGACGCAGUGGCUGACGGUGAUGGGAACAGAACUGGGUUUGCUGACGGCGCGGUCGACGCGAUUCUCACAACGGCUCUGGAAGCGUUCCGCAUAACGUUGGAAGAGUGUCGACGUGAAGCGCUGCACUAUGGAACUUACGAUCUGCCCAAGCUUUGUGCUGGAAAGUUGCAAAAAGUUGCGAAUCUUGAGUCAAGCUUGAUUCUCGGGCCUGAGAAGCACGGAACAUCCUCUCUCGUACCCGGCACCAUGUGGAACGACAUGAUGACCAGGAACUCCUCGAACUUUACGGAAGAAGUCGUCGCCGGUGGAGAGUUGAGUUUGGACAACUUGUACCCUGCUGUGGUAGAGUGCUUCUUUGUCAUCAUUUGUGGUUAUUUGGCAGGAAGAGCAAACUUCAUAUCAACGAGCGAUGCCAAAGGACUGAAUACUUUCGUCGGCACAUUCGCUCUUCCUGCUCUGAUUUUCAAUUCGAUGGCUGCUUUGGAUUUCAGCUCCGUGAAUUGGACAUUUCUUUUCUCAAUAUCUAUUUCGAAAGCCUUGGUCUUCGCAUUGGUCGUUUUUGUGACGAUUUUGGUUGAAAGACCCAUCGACUUUGGCAAAGCCGGGCUUUUCGCGAUUUUCUGCACACAAAGCAACGAUUUUGCGCUGGGUUAUCCCAUAAUUGCUUCGUUGUACAGGAAUUCGUACCCGGAAUUCCCGUCGUAUUUGUACUUAGUGGCGCCGAUAUCCUUGGUGUUUUUGAACCCGAUCGGGUUCGUGUUGAUGGAAUACCAGAAGCGUCGGGAUCGCGUCAAAAGGGGCGAGGUCGACUCCUUGCAGAAGUCAAAUUUUGUGCUUGCUUUGGACAUUUUCACCGGCGUGAGUCUGAACCCUGUUGUGCUCAUGACUGCUCUCGGCAUCGCCGGAAACUACGCCUUCGGUCAUCGACUUCCGUCAAUAUUGGAAGGCAUUUUGAAAGUCUUGUCAUCAGCGUAUUCAGCCACAGCAUUGUUUGUGCUUGGACUGAGAUUAGUUGGAUCCAUGCAACGGGUUUCCGGAGCAGCGUUUGUUGUUCCUGCGAUCUUGAUCAUGACCAAGGGGUGA
Messenger RNA from Notodromas monacha, 1763 nucleotides. The record is from the annotation of a GenBank genome assembly. NCBI's taxonomy places the organism in Eukaryota, Metazoa, Arthropoda, Ostracoda, Podocopida, Cyprididae.